Molecule: messenger RNA, 1930 nt
Organism: Amaranthus tricolor (Joseph's coat)
Lineage: Eukaryota; Viridiplantae; Streptophyta; Magnoliopsida; Caryophyllales; Amaranthaceae
Exons: 7
Coding region: 33-1634 (533 amino acids)
Biological process (GO): charged-tRNA amino acid modification
Cellular component (GO): cytoplasm
Molecular function (GO): tRNA adenosine(64)-2'-O-ribosylphosphate transferase activity
Source: RefSeq, a predicted model, not a curated record
ACCAAAUACUCAUCAUUCUUACUUAUUCAUCAAUGGAGAAAGAACUUAUUUAUCAGAGUAGCAUAUACAAAGCAGCAAGAAGUAUCAAAAAAAGAGACAAUACUUUAUAUAAUGCCUUACUCUCAAUCUAUCAUGACUCCAUUUUUGUUGGUGAAAUUGCGCAGCUUUGGCCACAACUUCCUCUGCUCGCUAAUCUUCGAUGUGGGUUUUGGUAUUCCCCUAAAUUUCGUGACACUUGUUACUUCAAAUCCACUGAUGGGCACACCAAUAAUUGGUCUUUCAAUACUUCUCGUCUCAAUCUUCAUGUCGCUCUCAUUGCUGUUUAUUGGAUAGGGGAGAAAGGUGGGUGCUUUAUCGUUGAUUCAACUCGAAAAGGAAAGCGGUUUCCUGAUAGCAUGUCGAAGACAAUCCCUAUUUGGACUUGUGUAUUAAACCGCGCUAUUCAGAGGUAUCGCAACAUGAUGCAUGAUAAUGGGGGUGUUCAACAUAUGAAUGGUAAAACUUCUCAUGAAAAUGAUGAAAAAUCUAAAGAAGUUAUAAAAGAUUGGGAUUGCUCUUUGCACUUACCUCUAUGGGUUCCUGAGACGGAAAAAGCAUCCAUCGAAAAUCUUCUUGAUUCGUUUACUACAUUAUUGGAAGAAAGUGGUGCUGAUAUUGCUUCACUUGCAGCAUCUUUGAGAAAACCUCUACGCCCUUUAUGGAUAUCACAAAAAUCUGUCAUCUGGUUGAAUGAAGUACCUGAUCAUGAUUCCUGGGAUUUCACUCCAAUAAUACUUGUUUCCGCUUCAUCAUCAAACGGCUUUCUUCCUCAAAGAACGAGCUCCGAGUUCAGCUGGAACUAUAUUCCUGGGGCAGGAGAUGAUGAAGAAAGUUGGGCUAGGGGUUUGACUCCCAUUCUUUUCUGGAAUCAUGUGUAUGAUCUGAUAGAUGGUGGUCCUGAUUUGUGUAACCAGAAAGUCUCUGAAAUUGUUGAAAAAGACAGAGUAUAUCGGGCACAAAGGGGUCUGGAUGCCUCUCAGGUCAUUGUCAAAUCUCGAAAGUCUUCUGAGAGAAAUGGAUAUCCGGAGUCAUCGUUUCAUACAGAGUUUGAAAUUUUAAAACUUUGCAACAGUCCUUCCACUAAAGGAGAUUCUGCUAUAUGUUGGUUGGAUUCAACAAAUAUUGCUGUGGGUACAACUCAACUAGCUGCAACUAAGCCAGAUGUUGAUUGUAUACUGAACUGUGGCAAUGAGCUGCUCACUGUCGAUCAUUCAUAUCAUUAUUUGUAUCUCCCUAUAGUGAGCCCAAAAAAGGACCGGUUUUCUCUGCUCAAUAAUCUUCCUUUAGCAAUGAAGUUUGCAAGGUCAAAUUUGAUCCAAGGAAAAUCCCUUUUAGUUUGUUGCCAUGAUGGUGAAGACAUCAGUGUAUGUGUAAGCCUUGCAAUCUUAAUCUCAUUAUUUAGUGAAGAAGGAUCUUUUGAUGAUGGGAAAUCCUUUCGAGAGACGCAAAUUACGAAAUUGGAAAUAAAAAGACGACUUGUAUUUAUAAGCAAGUUUUGGACAAAUUCCAGGCCAUCUAGAGGCUGUUUAAAGCAAGUCUUUAGUUUUCUGCAUAAUGGGGUGAGUUCAAAUCUUAGCAAAAAAUUUUCAGUUUAGGAACAUUCUAGAUUCUAAUACGCAAAUCCAAAGUCAAUUCUUCUAUUCGUCACAAAUUGUUUGUUGGUUACGGACGCAACAUUCCAUAACCCUAAUCCCGUUAAGUGAGCUCUCACCUAUUAGAGGUUUAGAGUCGGAUAUAAACAACCUUACCCUUAUUAGUAAUAACAAAGAGGUUGUCUGAAGAUAAAAAAAAAAUAUGUUGUCUAACUCUGAACUUAGACGUUAUUUUUGUAAAACGGAUUAGCUUUAGAUCAUAUUAUGACACAAGUAUACGUUUGUUUUAGUUGUCUAAA